GAAACCUGGGCGGGGCGCGCACCCGGAAGGGCCGCGAACAGAGCAGCGCAACAGGCGGCGGCCGGCGAGGGGCUGCGGCAGCGCGCACUGGCCCGGGAUGGACAAACUGAAGAAAGUGCUGAGCGGCCAGGACACCGAGGACCGGGGCGGCCUGGCCGACGUGACUGAGACGUCUUCAUUAAGCUGGGACACCAGAAUCAAAGGCUUCGCGGCGUGUUUUGUCACGGGAAUUCUCUGCUCGCUGCUGGGUACGUUCCUGCUCUGGGUGCCGAGAAAGGGGCUGUACCUGUUUGCAGUAUUUUACACCUUCGGUAACAUCGCAUCGAUUGGGAGCACGGUCUUCCUCAUGGGACCAAUGAAGCAGCUGAAGAGGAUGUUUGAGCCCACGCGUCUGAUCGCGACCAUCAUGGUGCUGCUGUGUUUUGCGCUCACCCUGUGUUCCGCCUUCUGGUGGCAUAACAAGGGGCUUGCUCUCAUCUUCUGCAUCCUGCAGUCCUUGGCCCUGACGUGGUACAGCCUUUCCUUCAUACCAUUUGCGAGGGACGCCGUGAAGAAGUGUUUCGCUGCGUGUCUUACAUAGCACGUGGCCAGCUCUUGCGAAGCUUUGGACGGAAGCCGACGGACACUUUUGUAAAUAUCUUCUAACUCUCUGGCUCACAGGCCUGUGCCUUUUCUCUGGUCACAGUGGGUCUGGGUGACCCAAACAUUUGCUUUUGGAGGCAGCAGCGUGUCCCCAGUCCCAGAUGUCUUAUAGCACAACAGGAGGGGCGGUUCUGUAUCCUCCGGAGAGGCAUCAGCCUCAUCAGCCCCUUCCUUGGUGGGUGUGGUUCCCCAAAUUCUCAUAAAUAAAAACCGCAUUAAGCAACAGACAAGCCUUGGGAGCCAGGGAUCGUCAGGUGGUGAGCCCCUGGUGGCGGGGGCACAGCAGUAAGGGACAGCGUUUGGGGGCCCACGGGACUUUGUAGACUUGUCCCUCAGCUUGGAGACUGGCCUGUGCCCCACACAGUGUGGACACGCUAUUCCCUGGGUCAGGGGCCAGGGACUCAGCCCCCCCUGACUGCUAUGCCAGCCCACAGAGCAGGCUGUUGGGGACACGAACGGGGCACUGGGUGAUAAAAGGUGCUGCUGACUCUGCACCUCGGCCUGUGCAGGUCCCCCGGCUGUGGGACGGGUUUGUGACGGUGGCGCCCGCUCUUUCUCUGGGGUGUUUCUGUCCUGCUUUCCUCGUGAUGUCUGGGAACUAGCUUGAGAGAGAUCAAGGCGGCAAAGAAAGUGCUGCUUUUCCUUUUGGACAAGCGCCAACAGGAGGUGACAGUUUUUGCUGUUCUCUGCUGUAUUUUUUUCCCUCACUGUUUAUAAAUGGUCAGUUAUGUUUCCUGUCUCCUGAAGUGGGGCCGGUGUUGGGGAGGGAAGGCAGAGCCUUGCUUUGGGGUCAGCAGGGUGCAGGCGCCCCGCCCCUUGACCUUUAAGUAGGUUCCGAGUUGGCACUUGAGUCCCCGAGGGACACACUGGGAGAGAUGACACUGUGGGCCGCGGAACCACAGACGAAGGGCUUUGUGUCCCCGACCUUGUUCUCACGGGCCUCAUGAGGAAGCAGGGCUGUCCCUCCAUGCGCUGGUGGGAAUUGAGGCUCGGGGCGGUUGCCACAUGUGCCCGAAGCCACAGUGGGUGGCAGAGCUGGGCCCAGAGCCUGGUGCCCCGGCUUCCGUCUCUCUUGUGACCCUGUGUGUCCCCGUGUGGCUCCAGGACACCCGCUGGAGCUGCGUCCCUGUUUUCACCAGCCAGGCUGUGACUCGGCCCCUGCAGAGUCUCCUGCCCUGUCUCCCCGUGGGCAGCGUCCCGGGCCGGUGGCGUCUCCGUUGGUCUCUGCAUGUCAUAGCUCUUGCCUGACCUCCAAGUGACCUGUCUUGGCCGCCGGACCUCUGGGCUUGCGGCAGCCCCAGAACCACCCUGCGGCGAGGUCUCCCUGCGGUGCCUUUUUGUCCUUCACCAGCCCCGGCUGCCCCCAGGCUCUGGCUCCGGGAGCCUCCACACUGACGGCAGUGGCCGUGCUGGACCGCGCCCCCUGUGCACAGAGCCCUCAGACCGUCCAGCCUUCCCCUCUGACUGGGGAGGAAGGAGCAAGCCCACGGGGCCCUUUGCGGGCGGCUGAGGUCCCGCACCUGCCUUCGGCCAGGGCGGGAGACAGGGCGCCGCCCUCCCUGGCGUCUGUGGGUUCUUCCCCACCCGGUGUCUCUUGAAGACAGUGCAGCUCCCCAGUGGGCUCCGAGCUGCCUUUUAGGAUGUCACCAGUGUGCACCCCACAGCGGCAGAGAGCGUGGGCUUGGAUGUCAAACGUGGGUGCUAGUUGUGGCUGUCACGUACUAGUGUGGUGUUGGACAAGACACGUACCCUCUGGUCCUCAGAUUGCUCAUCUGGUUGAAAAGGGGACAGGGCAGCCCUGCCGGUUGUUGGCAGGACACAGGCGGGGUGCGUGCUGAGAGUUAGUGCACGGCCCAGCACAGGAGAGUGACAUCUCAGUGAGUGGUGGGUGACGUCACUCAGUCUGGGAAUAGCCGGUGACUGUGGAAGGUGACCGGGUGAAUUUUGUCUCUGCCCAUCGAUUCAUCCGGAACAAAGCCCGUGCCGUGUGCAGCCUCACGCGGCGUUGGCAGUAACUCUGGGCUGGUGGUCUUGCCUCCUCACGAUCUGUCCCGGGGCCGGCUCCUCAGUGUGGCUGUGCCCCCGGUCUCCGCUGCCCACCCCCGCUGUGGCUGCUCCUCUCUGGGCAGGGCAAAACCGUCCCCAGCUGAGUGUGUUCACGGGGGCUUCCAUCAGUCCCUGGCGGGGCCACCUUGUGGACUACUUCCCUGUGCGCCACCUCCCACCGUAGGCAGCGCAGGGAGCGAGAACCAAGGGCACAACGCAUCUGAGUGAGGGGUUGUGGGGACCCAUCGGAAACCAGCGAAGAAGUGGGUCCUACCUUGAAAAGAGGCUGUGGGCUGCUGGCUCGGCUGCUUCCUGUGUUGGUGGCUCAUGUUGCUGCCUGAGCGAUGAGACCUGGUGGAAUGAGCUAGUCUCAGCGCUGCGGCUGGGGAUCCCUUUGGGGGCGGGGUGCAGCCUGGGCCGGCCUGCCUCUGCCCCUCGAAACCGCUGUCCAGGGUCAGCCGCAGGCACAGACUCCCGAACGCUCAGCGUGUCCUCGGGCUUCGCCGUCAGCAAAUUAACAGCAGGGUUCAGGCUUUCAGAGCUGCUGUGCGAGGUGUGGGGUACAGUUUAUUUUAAAAUCUAAGAUUUUUUCGAUGUUUAAGAUGGGCAGUAGUUCCUUGGCAGGUAGCAUUUUUUAUAAAUGCAGAUUUCUGCCUCUGUCCCUCGGUGUGAUUGCUUGACUCAGCCACUCUGAACAAGGAAAGGAAACCCAAAAGUCCUGAUGGUGAAGCUGGGGUGGGACACGGGCUUCCCCGUGGGGGGCUUUUAUGCCUUCAGAACAUUGUGUCUGUUCUACCCUGAUGGGCUCUUAAAACACUUUGUUAUAACAUGAGUCACUUUUUAUAAUUGUAGACAGUCAACAAUUUUGAAUGCUGCUGGUUGCAUAACUGAAUUUUUUUCUAUCGAAAAUAUGUCUGUGCGUGCUGCUUUUCCUCCCUUGAGACUGUUUCGUACAACAAAGAUUGUGCUUUUUACUAGCUCGUUUCAAAGAGAAAGAAUAUUGCUGAUAAUUAAGCUAUUUUCCCCCAAAACAUCACAAAACACUUGUUUUUUUGCUUUGCUUUCCCCUUUAAUAAAUGACCGCAUCACGAUCUUUAAUAAAGCCAGUGUCCUCCCUUC
Artibeus jamaicensis (Jamaican fruit-eating bat) is the source of this 3807-nucleotide messenger RNA. It is a transcript of the gene SFT2D2, whose product is annotated as SFT2 domain containing 2. Gene Ontology annotation, biological process: vesicle-mediated transport. Gene Ontology annotation, cellular component: membrane. Lineage: Eukaryota; Metazoa; Chordata; Mammalia; Chiroptera; Phyllostomidae. The record is from RefSeq and is a predicted model, not a curated record. The transcript is spliced from 8 exons. Bases 98 to 580 code for a protein of 160 amino acids.